UCGAGCGUCAGAGCAGCCACAGCUCAAAAGAACUCAGCCUAUAGUACACCAAAAAGAAAAACAGAAAACCCAAAAUGUCGUCGCUACAAAUGUCCGAGAUGUCCAAGACCUAUCAGUACCGCAAGGUGAUGAAGCCCAUGCUGGAGAGGAAGCGUCGCGCCAGGAUCAACAAGUGCCUGGACGAGCUGAAGGAUCUGAUGGUGGCCACUCUGGAGUCCGAGGGCGAGCAUGUAACCCGGCUGGAGAAGGCCGACAUCCUGGAGCUGACCGUCACCCACUUGCAGAAGAUGAAGCAGCAGCGCCAGCACAAACGCGCUUCCGGCGACGAGAGCUUGACCCCGGCCGAGGGAUUCCGUUCCGGCUACAUUCAUGCCGUGAACGAGGUCUCCCGCUCCCUGUCCCAGCUGCCCGGCAUGAACGUCAGCCUGGGCACCCAGCUGAUGACCCACCUGGGUCAGCGCCUCAACCAGAUCCAGCCUGCCGAGAAGGCCCCUCUGCCCAUCACCGCGCCACUCUCCGUGCAGAUCGCCACCCGGGACGCCUACUCCGUGCCCAUCUCGCCGGUCUCCAGCUUCGCCGGCAGCCCCAACUCCAACGCCAGCUCGGCGGUCAGCCACUCCCUGCUGACCACCAUCGAUGUGACCAAGAUGGAGGACGACAGCGAGGACGAGGAGAACGUCUGGCGUCCCUGGUAGAGGAGUACCCACAGUACGCCCUCCACAAGAAAAGAACCCAGGAGAGAUUAUAGAAAGUAAAAGUCUUCCGAGUCGCUGGAAUCCCCCAGUUCCGACUCCCAACCUAGUUUUAAGCCAACACCCUACCAUACCACACCACACACACAAAGCUUUAGAAGAGGACGCGCAGUUCAUGUGAUAACUAAAUACAUAAUAAAUUAUAUAGCUAAAAUUGAAA
Messenger RNA from Drosophila biarmipes, 912 nucleotides. It is a transcript of the gene E(spl)mgamma-HLH, whose product is annotated as enhancer of split mgamma protein. Lineage: Eukaryota; Metazoa; Arthropoda; Insecta; Diptera; Drosophilidae. Gene Ontology annotation, cellular component: nucleus. The coding region runs from base 75 to 695 and encodes 206 amino acids. The transcript has a single exon. Gene Ontology annotation, molecular function: protein dimerization activity; DNA-binding transcription factor activity, RNA polymerase II-specific; RNA polymerase II cis-regulatory region sequence-specific DNA binding. The record is from RefSeq and is a predicted model, not a curated record. Gene Ontology annotation, biological process: regulation of transcription by RNA polymerase II; regulation of neurogenesis; anterior/posterior pattern specification.